UCUCAACCUCCCUAAAACCCUCUAUCAGAGCUCCAAACAAUUUCCAUGGCGUCCGCUUCACCUCUUCACUUUUGGAUGACAAAUCAACUUCCUUCAACUUCAUAUAUCCCUAACCCUAACCCUAACCAUCGCCUUCUUCACAUUCCAGCUAUCUCUGUAAACCUACGGCAAUUGUCUUCUCGUUGCUCCGUCGUUACUUGUGCUCGCCGUCGUAGCAGCAAAAGCAACUCUGCAGUCCCUUCCUCCAAGAAGAAGAAGCAAGGCUUGGGUCGAAGUAGUGUUGGUAAGGAAGAAGAUAUUGAAGAGGAUGCUUUUGAAGCACUCUUUAAGCAACUAGAAGAGGAUCUUAAAAAUGAUGGCUUAUCAUUUGAUGAUGAUGAUGAUGAGAUAAGUGAAGAAGACCUUAUAAAGCUUGAACGUGAGUUAGAGGAAGCACUAGCAGAUGAUGAGUUAGUUGCUUUGUUUGAUGAUACUAUCGAUGAGGUAAACAAGGUCAAAGUCAAAGAUAACAAGGUGAAAAACACAAUAGAUAUAAUGGUGAAUGAAGCAACUGAGGAGACUGAAACACAAGAUGAAGAUGAUGAUGAAAAUGAAGAUGAAGAUGAAGAUGAAGAUGAAGAUGAAGAUGAAGAAGGACCACUGGAACUGAAAAGAUGGCAGAUGAGGAGAUUGGCUUAUGCACUAAAAAAUGGACGCCGUAAGACUAAUAUCAAGAAUCUGGCUGCAGAUUUAUGUCUAGAUAGAGCUAUUGUUCUUGAAUUACUUCGUGACCCUCCUCCAGAUCUUCUUAUUCUGAGUGCUUCAUUACCGGAUAAACCUGAAUCAACAAUUUUGGAGCCCAUAAUAAAUCCCGAAGAUGCCCUUCUGUUGAAAAGUGAAAAAAAUGCAAUAAAUUUAAAUGUGCAUUUGGAAACCCUUGAAAGAGUUUAUAGACGAUCAAAACGUCCCACUAAUGCUAUGAUUAGUAACAUUGUGCAUGUGACGAAUAUACCCCGCAAGAAAGUUUUGAAAUGGUUUGAAGAUAAACGUGGUGAAGAUGGUGUUCCCAAUCAACGCCUUCCAUAUCAACGGGACACAGAAGCAGAAAAUGAACAUUAGAUUAGCUCUGGAGACGCUACAGAGGGCGAAAAGGUAAUUUAGGAUAGAGGGUUCAUGAAGGGUGGUAUAGAAGGUAGGAGUGAAGAUCAUAGGCAUGUUAUGGUUUUGGAGCGU
This is a messenger RNA of Lactuca virosa, 1212 nucleotides long. The record is from the annotation of a GenBank genome assembly. NCBI's taxonomy places the organism in Eukaryota, Viridiplantae, Streptophyta, Magnoliopsida, Asterales, Asteraceae.